AUGAAACGACGCGGUCCGCCAAACAAGCACGCAGAGGCUGCAAAGGCCGCCAAACAGCAGCGGCUCGAGCCCAACAUAAGCCCGGGACCUCACGGUGCAGCUGAGACGCUCAUAUCGAUUUCCGGUGGCCAGGAUAUGCAACAGAUACUAGAUGCGGAGUCCAUUGCACCCUGGCCCGUCCUCACGUUGCUUAUCGACGACUUCUUUACAUACAUCCACCCGCUGACGCCGUUCCCUCACGAGCCCACCUUCCGCAUGUCCUUCACCGCGCGAGAGGACCGCACCAACAGGAACUUUCUGGCGCUGCUGGCCAGUAUGAUCGCAUGCUUGGUCGCGUCGUUUCCGAGGACCGCUCGACUGCACCUCAAAACGCAGCAAAACGCACUGCACAUGUAUCCGAAAGCCAUCACUCUAAUUGACCGAUGCCGGACCGUCGCCCUUGAGGCUCGAGGGACUUCUUUCUAUAGCAGGGAGGACAUCACGGUGUACGACGCCGCGACGAGCUACUUCCUUGGCCUCGCUGCGGCCUACACCAUGCAGUGGAAAAUGUGUCGGCGCUUCAUGGCCGAAUCUAUGGCCUUCAUCCGGGAAUUGGGCUACCACAAACCUCGGGAUAUGGGCUCCUCCAUGUUUGGAGUAACCUACCGUGGCCCCUCUUUCAACCACGUCGAAGACCAGUUGGGCAAGCGCAUCUUCUGGUGCAUAUUUCUCGGUCUACGUUCCAUGUACCAGCUCGGGACUCACCACAGCGACAUUGUGCUCCCUCCGCCGACCCCGAGCGAACCGUACCCACAAUUUCCCGUCGAGGUGGACGAUCAGUACAUCCUGCCCCACCAGAUUCUCGGGCAGCCCGAAGGGAUUGUCUCCCUUUUAACUGGUUUCAACCAGGGCAUCAAAAUCUACAUGACCAUGAACGGUCUCGUCAGCGUUGAGCUGUCCUACGGCAUCUCCACGCUGCCGUUCCACGACCAAAAGGUUAUGCUGGAGGAAUCACUUCAGGCUGUGAAGCAAAUGAUGGAGGGCCUGCCGCGAGAGUUGACAAUUGACCUUAACAGCGUACCAGGCAGUACUCGCAGCCAUGCCCUCCCAAACCUCACCCCAGCAUCUCAAACUAGCUUCCUCGACACCAGCAACAGCGGGCUACACUACUUCACCGGCUACCCAUCCAUGCAUCAACAGCAACCCGCCCACAACUUCCGCCACACAGCCAGCGCCCACCCAGGCCGCCGGCUCCUCCAGUUCGACAUCCAAAAAGCCAACAUCUACGCCUCCCAAUUAGCGACCCGCUCCUACUACGUCGAACGCUACCUGAACCUGCGCGACGCCCACCGCGAACACGCGCGUGCACAACAACAAAACGGACUCAACAACGCCGGUCCACCCGACCCAUCCACCGCCGGCGGCGCCGCAACCAAACCCCUCGCCGACCAGAUCGACCCCAUCGACGCGAGCAUGACGGCGGAGCGCGAGCUCAUCGUCCAGCACCUGCUAACCGUGCUGACGUCCAUCUCACAGCGCAGCAUGGAGCCCAACGGCGCGUCGCUGAUCAACAAGAUCCGCCAGGUCGCGAGCACAUUGGUGAACGAUGCGCCCGAGCGCAAGGGCCCUGUUGCGGUGAAGGCACAGGAGUCGCUGAGCAAGUUUGUCGAGAUCUUGAUGAGGCUCGAGCGGAUUCCGCCUGGCGGCGGGGGCGGUGAGGGCGGGGUGGUCAGUUUGGCGGCGGGGGAGGAUGAGGAGCAGGAGUUGAGGGUCUGGGCGGACUUGAGGGAGCAUCAGGUUCGGUUUUUACAGGGGGGUGGGUUUAUGGGUCUGCCUUGA
Parathielavia appendiculata is the source of this 1818-nucleotide messenger RNA. RefSeq lists its product as uncharacterized. The transcript is spliced from 2 exons. The coding region runs from base 1 to 1818 and encodes 605 amino acids. Gene Ontology annotation, biological process: DNA-templated transcription. Gene Ontology annotation, molecular function: zinc ion binding; DNA binding. NCBI's taxonomy places the organism in Eukaryota, Fungi, Ascomycota, Sordariomycetes, Sordariales, Chaetomiaceae. The record is from RefSeq and is a predicted model, not a curated record.